Oppia nitens is the source of this 443-nucleotide messenger RNA. RefSeq lists its product as uncharacterized. The transcript is spliced from 2 exons. NCBI's taxonomy places the organism in Eukaryota, Metazoa, Arthropoda, Arachnida, Sarcoptiformes, Oppiidae. The coding region runs from base 9 to 443 and encodes 144 amino acids. The record is from RefSeq and is a predicted model, not a curated record.
CUACAUAAAUGGCUACAUUAUACAUAUGGAUGCCAAAUGACAAUAAUAUUGGUCACUGUGCUCUACAGCUAUCUGAUGGCACAUACAUAAGCUUUUGGCCGAACGUUAGCUAUGGUAUCAACGAUUAUCUAAUGGGUAACAGUGUUCCCUCAUCUAAUGCAUCCAACUAUGAUGAAGACUAUAAAAGCGAAAACAAUCGACCGGCUAACCAAUAUAAACUACCUGGGCUCAAUGAACAAUUAGUUAAACAAUAUUGGAAUCAACAUCAUGGUGAUAACUAUAUGAUCAAUAGUGCUGAUUGUUCGACCAUGGUGGAAAAUGCACUCAGACAUGCAGAUUAUAAAAAUACAGCGGCUUACAAUGCUAUUAGAGAUUUUAGGCUAAGUGUGGCCGACAAAGCAUCCAACGGUACUAUGACUAAAAAAGUCAGGAAAAAAAUCUAA